GUCCAAGAGUUCUCUUUCCUCCUUUCUUGCUCCCCAGCGCUGCUCCCUCUUCCUCUCCCUCCUCCGCCCAGCUCUUCUCCACCGACCGGAGCCAUGACUUCUUCCCAAGCCACACACCCCAUUUUUCAGGAAGGAGAAAACUGCAAGCCCACUUGGAAAGAUGCGACCGCAGGCUUCAAUCAGACAGAGACCCAUCUGGAGAUCCUGGGCAAGCCAGUGAUGGAGCGCUGGGAGACCCCUUACAUGCAUUCUCUGGCCACUGUGGCCGCUUCCAAAGGAGGCCGCGUCCUCGAGGUGGGCUUCGGCAUGGCGAUUGCAGCCACCAAGAUCGAAGAGUUCCGCAUCGAAGAGCACUGGAUCAUCGAAUGCAACGAGGGCGUCUUCCAGCGGCUGCAGGAAUGGGCCAAGACACAGCCGCACAAGGUCGUCCCCUUGAAGGGACUGUGGGAGGACGUGGUUCCCACGCUGCCCAAGGAGCACUUUGAUGGGAUCCUCUACGACACCUACCCGCUGUCGGAAGACACCUGGCACACCCACCAGUUUGGCUUCAUCAAGGAUCACGCCUACCGCCUGCUGAAGCCGGGUGGGGUGCUCACCUACUGCAACUUGACGUCCUGGGGCGAGUUGCUGAAGAGCAGGUAUUCCGACAUCGAGAAGAUGUUUCAGGAAACUCAAGUUGCGCACCUGCUGGAGGCUGGCUUCAAGGAGGAGAACAUCCACACCGCGGUCAUGGACAUCUCGCCGCCGGCUGAGUGCAGAUACUAUUCCUUCCCCAAGAUGAUCACCCCCACCCUCAUCAAGUAGGGCCCCCCCCCAGCACAGAAGCCUGCCUGACCCCCACCGCGAAGGAGAGUGUCAGAAAAGGAGCAUCGGCAAGACUUGGGGGGGGCGGGGGGGGGCUAAGCCGCUGAACGGCGUGAGGGGGCAUCGUGUGGGAUUCUCCCCUGGUCGUCUGGCGAAACAGCAUCAUGCCACGAGGGAUGCAAGGAAGACUGCUCAGAGCAAAGGGAUGUCUUCUUGGAUCCAAAAGAAUUCGUGCCAACCCCCUUUUCCCAGUA
Hemicordylus capensis (graceful crag lizard) is the source of this 1058-nucleotide messenger RNA. It is a transcript of the gene GAMT, whose product is annotated as guanidinoacetate N-methyltransferase. NCBI's taxonomy places the organism in Eukaryota, Metazoa, Chordata, Lepidosauria, Squamata, Cordylidae. Bases 94 to 804 code for a protein of 236 amino acids. Gene Ontology annotation, biological process: creatine biosynthetic process. Gene Ontology annotation, molecular function: guanidinoacetate N-methyltransferase activity. The transcript has 6 exons. The record is from RefSeq and is a predicted model, not a curated record. Gene Ontology annotation, cellular component: nucleus; cytoplasm.